Messenger RNA from Magnolia sinica, 750 nucleotides. RefSeq names its product cysteine-rich repeat secretory protein 38-like. The transcript has a single exon. NCBI's taxonomy places the organism in Eukaryota, Viridiplantae, Streptophyta, Magnoliopsida, Magnoliales, Magnoliaceae. The record is from RefSeq and is a predicted model, not a curated record. Bases 1 to 750 code for a protein of 249 amino acids.
AUGGCCCACCAAUCAGGCCGCAUCAACGGCCUAGCUCAGUGCCAGCCCAACCUCUCAUCAAGUACCUGCAACUUAUGUGUACAAACCGCAAAAGAUGCGGUCACAGAUCUAUGUCCGAAUUCUAGUGCCGCCACGGCAUGGUUCGACGGCUGCUACAUACACUACUACUACCAUACAUCCAACUCCACACAUGAAAUUCGUGUCUACCAAUCACGGUCGAACCGUACACACGUUACGGACCGGACCCACUUCGCGUACGCUCUCGACGCAUUGCUCCUUCGCCUCACCGCCGACGUUCAUCUACCGUCCCGCCGUGGAUUUUCAUCUGGAAUCGCCGAUUAUGGCGACGGACGCCGAGUCUACGGUUUGGCUGAGUGUCUUGAGUUUGUUACGCUUGAGAAUUGUGUGGCCUGUGUCACACGUGGGGCACGUGAAUUGCACGAGUGUUGUGGUGGGAGUGCGGGUGGGACCGUUGUUGCUGGGAGUUGCCUUGUACGGUUCGAGAGCUAUCAGUUCUUUUCGUCGGGUGGGAUGUGCGAUGCUGGGUCAGAUUCUAGUGGGCCAAUCACUAGUUAUGAUGAGAUGGACGGUGAUGAUUGUAGAGGGUUUAAGGUGAAGGUUGUAUGGGCUUGGAGUGUUGGAGUUGCUUGCUUUGUUGGGGUUGUUUUGGGUGUUUGGAUGUUGAGAAGAAAGAUUAUUUCUGUUAAGGUUGCAACCUAUCCUCUAGAGAUUAGUGAAGAGAAAUUGUAA